UUCCAAGGAGGAUUCAGAUCCUCCUUUUUCAUAGUCCAGUGGAAACUGAGCCCCUCACCCCCUUCCAGACCCCAGGCGCUUCCCUUCCCACCCCGGAGCCCUCCUCGGCUCUGCCUCCUUUGCACCUGAGCCCCAUCGGCCGGCCACAAGGAUGAUGAUGUGGUCCAACUUCUUCAUGCAAGAGGAGGACCGGCGGCGAGCGGCCGCGGGCCAGCGGCGGGCUCAAGGGCAGCACAAGUCCUGGCUGACGCCGGAGCGGGAGGGAAAGAUCAAGCUGGUGCUGCUGCUGAUCACCGUGGGCGCCACGCUGGCCGUGCUGGCCGUGGGCACCGAGUUCUGGGUGGAACUCAACACCUACAAGAUCAACGGCAGUGCUGUCUGCGACGCUGCCCACCUGGGGCUGUGGAAGGUGUGCACCAAGCGACUGUGGCAGGCCGACAUGCCAGCGGGCAGAGAGACCUGCGGCCCGGCGGAGCUGCCUGGAGAAGCAAACUGCACCUACUUUAAGUUCUUCACCACGGGGGAGAAUGCACACGUCUUCCAGAGAACCAUAAAGAAAGAGGUGAAUCUGGCGGCUGCAGUGAUAGCAGUGCUAGGCCUGGCAGUCAUGGCCCUGGGGUGCCUCUGUAUCAUCAUGGUGCUCAGCAAAGGUGCACAGUUCCUGCUCCGAGUUGGAGCCAUCUGCUUGGGCCUCUCAGGCCUGCUGCUGCUGGUCAGCCUGGAGGUGUUCCGGCAUUCCGUACAAGCCCUGCUGCAGAGAGUCAGCCCCGAGCCUCCCCCGCCCCCAGCCCUGACCUACGAAUACUCCUGGUCUCUGGGCUGCGGUGUGGGGGCCAGCCUGGUCCUGCUGCUGGGGGGCGGCUGCUUUCUCCUGCUCACCCUGCCUCCCUGGCCCUGGGGCUCACUCUGUCCCAAGUGGGGGCACAGGGCCACCUAGAGCCACCAUUGUCCCUUCUCUAAGCUCCUUCCAAACUCUUCUCCUUUCUCUAUUGUCCCCCCUCAAAAUCUUUGGCCCCAUGUCCUGGAGAAACCGUGUUCUCCCUGCUCUGGGGCCCACAUUGUUUGCACAAACCUGCCUCUUGUACCCUCAUCUUUUCUCUCUGUAAAUGUUUUCCUCAGUGGCUGAAUUUAGGAUGUUUGGGGGUGGGAUGGGGAGAGGCUUUUUGCAAACGACGGUCCCCAGGGAAGGCUGGUGGGGACCUGAUGGGGUAACUAGGGAGUGGGGGGGUGAGGUUAGGGCGUCUUGGGAGGGAGUUGGACCUAUUGAUUUCCCACAUCUGGAUGUGCUCACCUGUGGGAGAGACUUCUUCUGGCUAAUCUGAAACUCGGGUAGAGG
Molecule: messenger RNA, 1336 nt
Organism: Ceratotherium simum simum (southern white rhinoceros)
Lineage: Eukaryota; Metazoa; Chordata; Mammalia; Perissodactyla; Rhinocerotidae
Gene: CACNG6
Product: calcium voltage-gated channel auxiliary subunit gamma 6
Biological process (GO): regulation of calcium ion transmembrane transport via high voltage-gated calcium channel; calcium ion transport
Cellular component (GO): L-type voltage-gated calcium channel complex; membrane
Molecular function (GO): calcium channel regulator activity
Source: RefSeq, a predicted model, not a curated record